Molecule: messenger RNA, 2888 nt
Organism: Vicugna pacos (alpaca)
Lineage: Eukaryota; Metazoa; Chordata; Mammalia; Artiodactyla; Camelidae
Gene: DBT
Product: dihydrolipoamide branched chain transacylase E2
Cellular component (GO): mitochondrion; cytoplasm
Molecular function (GO): lipoic acid binding; acetyltransferase activity
Source: RefSeq, a predicted model, not a curated record
CCCCCGCCAAGGCAGCCUUCCCCCAGCCGAGCAGCUGUCAUUUCCGGAGUAAGAUGGCUGCGGCGCGUGUGCUGACUACCUGUAGUUGGAAUACCGGACGGCUGAUUUGUGUUCGCUACUUUCAGACAUGUGGUAAUGGUCCUGUUUUGAAGCCAAAAUAUGUGUGUUUCUUUGGUUAUCCUUCAUUCAAGUAUAGUCAUCCACAUCAGUUGCUGAAAACAGCUGCUGCGCUACAGGGACAGAUUGUUCAGUUCAAACUUUCAGACAUUGGAGAAGGGAUUAGAGAAGUAACUGUCAAAGAAUGGUAUGUAAAAGAAGGAGAUACAGUGUCUCAGUUUGAUAGCAUCUGUGAAGUUCAAAGUGAUAAAGCUUCUGUAACUAUCACUAGUCGUUAUGAUGGAAUCAUUAAAAAACUGUAUUAUAAUCUAGACGAUACUGCCUAUGUGGGGAAGCCGUUAGUAGACAUAGAAACGGAAGCCUUAAAAGAUUCGGAAGAAGAUGUUGUUGAAACUCCUGCCGUGUCCCACGAUGAACACACACACCAAGAGAUAAAGGGCCAAAAAACACUGGCAACUCCUGCCGUUCGUCGCCUUGCAAUGGAAAACAAUAUUAAGCUGAGUGAAGUUGUUGGCUCAGGAAAAGAUGGCAGAAUACUAAAAGAAGAUAUUCUCAACUAUUUGGAAAAGCAGACAGGAGCUAUAUUACCUCCUUCACCAAAAGCUGAAAUUGUGCCACCUCCACCAAAAUCAAAAGACAGGACUAUUCCUAUACCCAUGUCAAAGCCUCCGGUGUUCACGGGCAAAGACAGAACAGAGCCCGUCAAAGGCUUUCACAAAGCAAUGGUCAAGAGCAUGUCCGCAGCCCUGAAGAUACCCCACUUUGGGUACUGUGAUGAGGUUGACCUUACUGAACUGGUUAAGCUACGAGAAGAACUAAAACCCAUUGCUUUUGCUCGUGGUAUUAAACUCACCUUUAUGCCCUUCUUCUUAAAGGCUGCUUCCCUGGGAUUACUACAGUUUCCUAUCCUUAAUGCAUCUGUGGAUGAAAACUGCCAGAACAUAACGUAUAAGGCUUCUCAUAACAUUGGGAUAGCAAUGGAUACAGAGCAGGGCUUGAUCGUUCCUAAUGUGAAAAACGUUCAGAUCUGCUCGGUAUUUGAGAUCGCCGCUGAACUGAACCGCCUCCAGAACCUGGGCUCCGCGGGUCAGCUCAGCACCAGUGAUCUUACAGGAGGAACAUUUACUCUUUCUAACAUUGGAUCAAUUGGUGGCACCUAUGCCAAACCAGUGAUAUUACCACCUGAGGUGGCAAUUGGAGCCCUUGGAGCGAUUAAGGCCCUCCCCCGAUUUAACGAGAAAGGAGACGUGUAUAAGGCUCAGAUAAUGAAUGUGAGCUGGUCAGCCGACCACAGAAUUAUUGAUGGCGCUACAGUGUCACGUUUCUCUAAUUUGUGGAAAUCCUACUUAGAAAACCCAGCUUUUAUGCUGCUAGAUCUGAAGUGAAGAUGGACAAGAUGUCCUUGAACUUUCUGAGCCUCCAAAGAGUCUGCAGGGCCCAGCUGUGCAGCACGUGUUCUUCACUGCAGUUUGUAUUAUACGUGAUUUGUAACGUGUAUAAGGUUCUGAGGCACAGUAUUUAUCCCUAUUCUGUUAGGCUUUUUACUGAAGAUGGAUAAUGGUGAAAUCAUUCUCCCGGGGCUGUCAUAUUUUAUAGGUCAUAGUACAACUUCUUAAUAUGUCUGAGGUCUUCGUGUCAAUGGAUUGAAACUGGCAAGAACAACAAAAUGAAUAUUACUAAAACACAGAUACUCAUAUACAGUAUUUGCCCUAUUUCUUUCUUUUUUUAUUUUAAACAAACUCUUAAUGAAACUUUGCCGUUACACUUAGUUGGGAAAAAGAAUUUAUGUACAAAAACUUUUCUAUGUCCCCACAAUAAUGCAAAUUGUCGUGCAAAGUAAGUGCAAUUAUACUUUUAAGAUAUCCAGGAGUAUGUUGCUUUGUAGAGAUUAUCUUCUGUAAAUGUCUUAUUUGUAUAAAUUAAUCUUUUAGAAGAGAAAAUUAUAAGCUAAUCUUAAAAAUUCCCAAUUAUAGUUUUAUAACCAGUAAGGCCAUGGAAGGUGUUUGCUUAAAAUGGAUACACUUGUAGAAUUUUGGUAAUGUUUUGGUGUUUUAUUGGGAAAAACCUUACCUUUGCAGCCUCGCUUCAUGAGGAGGUUACUUAAGUGUAGCGGCCGCUGAGGUUGUCUUAUGUUCAGAAGCCCACUGCCUUUCAACCUUUUUUUUUUUAACUUUCUUGAUCUUCAACUGAAAAAUAGGACAGAUUAAGAAGUUACGGUCUAUUCCGUUCCCCGUAUGGGCAGAACUACCCUUUAGUAAUUAUGGGUAGUUAUGGACACACUAAAAGAAAAUAAUGAAUUUUAUACAGAAAUAAAGGGUUCCUCAUGAUCAUUUUGUUAGAGGCCCACUUGAAUCAGAAAUAGCAUCAAGAUGAAUUUAAUCCAACAUUUUGAUUUACAUUCAGAAAUUCAGUCUGUUUCCAAUAUUGUGUAAUUGAAUAAUGUAUAUCCAAGUGAAGUUUUAUGGCAGAAAAGGAAGUCAUUUCACUGUCUACUUGACUUUCUCAAAAUGGAAAUGGUGUAUAAAUUACAAAGUAAUGGGUCAAAUGAUGGUUAUUUUUAAAAUUCAGAUAAUAUGAAAAGUUACAAAUAAAAUAAAAUCGUCCAUGAUCCUACCACUAAUCCUACCACUACUUAGCAUUUUGAUCAAGGUAUCUGUAUACAUAGCUAUUCUUUUUAUAAAAAUGGGAUCAUACUGUAUCUGCUAUUUUAUAUAAUUUGAUUAUUUUAAUUUAACAUAUUAUGAAUCAAUAAACUGUUCUACAUUAUCAUA